UGAAUGUCUCGGGGGUGAUAGUGCAAAAGCAAGCAACUUUUUUUUUGUCCAAAAGGUGCAUCUUGUUGGCGCAGCCUGAACAAUUUUCUGUCGAGGAAGGAAAGUGUCCUCCGCAUAUCGGGGUGUAGUGAAUCCUUUUGCAAAACUGUUCCCGUAUGUUGUGCCGCUGGGAUUGAUUGAUUGUGUUUUGCGUGCUUGUUUGUGCGUGUUACUAUCCCCGCGAACCAUAUUCUGCCAAGUGCCUUCGACGUAGCUCGACGGAAUCCAAAACAAUUUGCGCUGCUGCAAACAAUCUUUGUCAUCGGGUGUCACCGCCAGUGCCAGGUGGGGCGAAUACGCUACAGCAGCAGGAAAUUGAACAUAAGCAAACGAGCUAAUAAAGGUGGUCAGUGCGUCGAGUGUAUUACCAGCGAAAAAAAAGAAUAGAAACAGCUGCAAAAUGUUAGCCCUUCUGAACCGCAUCCUGGACUGGUUUAAAAGUCUCUUCUGGAAGGAAGAGAUGGAGCUAACGCUCGUCGGUUUGCAGUAUUCCGGCAAGACAACCUUUGUCAACGUAAUCGCCUCAGGACAGUUCUGUGAGGACAUGAUUCCAACCGUUGGUUUCAACAUGCGAAAAGUCACGAAGGGAAACGUCACGAUUAAGGUGUGGGAUAUCGGUGGCCAACCACGCUUCCGGUCCAUGUGGGAACGGUACUGCCGGGGUGUGAACGCAAUUGUGUACAUGGUAGAUGCAGCGGAUUUGGAUAAAAUGGAAGCAUCGCGUAAUGAAUUGCACUCGCUGCUCGAUAAACCGCAGCUAGCCGGCAUUCCUGUGUUAGUGCUUGGUAACAAACGGGACAUACCGGGUGCACUGGAGGAAACUGGACUAAUCGAUAGAAUGAAUUUAUCUAGCAUACAGGAUCGGGAGAUCUGCUGUUAUAGUAUUUCUUGCAAAGAAAAGGAUAACAUCGACAUCACUUUGCAGUGGUUAAUUGCCCACUCGAAGAGCCAAAGUCGUUAAACCGUGGUACUAGAAUCAAAAUAAGCUCUAUAGUGUAUGUGCGUGAGUGUGUAUGUGCUGUUAGGUCAUCCCUGGGGGUCAACAGCUGGCCGUAAUAACCUGAAAAACGGAAAACACUAAUCCAACCAACAAAGAUAAAAAUCUCAUAUUGUACGGUCGACGGUGGUCCGUCUUAACUGAUAACAGCUAAUAGUAAUAUGCUGCAGAAGAGCAGCGAAAACGAAUUACCAGGUGGAUUGGGUGGAAACGCGUGGAACAAGAUCAAUCAUUAGCAACUCGUGUACUCGUGUGGACGAACCGUAGCGAGAUGAUGGGAGGUAAGCGUAUGCAAUUCUGUUUUCAAAAUAUUGGCCACUACAGUGUUGUGGCAUUAUGCUGAUGUAAAAAUUUAAGAUAGCAAGCAGCGCAAAUUCCUCUCCAAGGACAUGAUGCACUAGAUUUGUAUUAGCAGUACAGAUGAUGGUGAUGUAAAGUACUGCUGUUCGCAUUUGCCAGACGCCUAAAACUAGUAAUCGUAGCAAUUGCCCUAAACCAUCACCAGCGCAAGAACAAAGCGAUUUUGCUAAGGCUAAUGAAAGUCCACUAGAAAAUCCCGACGCCUAGACAAAGAAAAAACAAACAAAAUAACAGAAAAGCGAACCUGCUGCGAUAACAUUGAUAGUCAGACAGUAGUUCAGGAAUAAAUUUAGUGCAGCAUUGUUAUCGUUAGGCUGUUGCACGCAAAUCAUCAGAAGUGAUCGACACUACAUUACAGAUUUCGUCGGUGCAACUAAGACGGUGGUACUGCAAUGUAGAUUCGAUCACGAUGAACAGAUUCGCCACUUCCCGAGGUUGUUAAUCGAUUUCAAGUUCGCUUCAGAAUCUAUUGGGUUUUCUAGGCAAAAGUGCAACCGGAAAAGGGAAAAAAUGGUUCCAAAACAAGAGUUUCACCGUGCUAGAGUUAAGUGGAAAGUUACUGAAAUGUUACAUUGAAUUAAUUAGCAGCGUAUGCCAGUUCUUUUUAAUGCGACCCUAGUAGCAGUUCACCGUAUAAAUACCUACGCAAAGCAGUGAGGCAACAGUAUGAAAAUGAAGCAUGAUCGAGUGAGAUGCGUGCGUGUGUGUGUAUGCGAGAAUCAUAACGAAUGAAUGGGAUUAAGCAAUCUGCUAGAGAAAUAUGUUUCGUUUGAUAAUAGAUAAAGCGAAACGCGAUAAAUUAGCUAACCAAAAUAAUCGCAACAAAAUUUAUCUUACGUUAUCAAUUAAAACUGGGUUUUCAGUGUGCAGAAAAUGAUUGGUGUAUAGUUUCGACUACUUCUCGUCUCUGCCUCGAAGUGAACAAACGAAACGAAAGGACUAUAGUUUUGUUUCUAUCUUUUUUUUUGAAUUAUACUUCUAAGACUAGGCAUAAUUGAGUUGAGCGUCGAUUGCUUUCGGUUAUUGUUUUUUGUUCUUCCAAAUUUUAAAAGAUUUUUUUGCAACGCAACCAUUUUUUAAAUCGUGUCCAUGUCAUGAUGUACGAUACGUGUAAUUUCUGUUGUUCCAACUCUUGUGAUUUUUAUAUAUAUAAUUUUGUUUACCUUUCAACUAGAAUACAUUAUAUUACCGUGAAGCUAUACUAUCUACCCAAAAACGAUAAGACACAAAACACGAUUUGCUGAGUUUGUCGUGAUAGUGGAUUUACAAAUGCAAGUGUUGCGCAAAACCCCCCGGCACGCAAAGAAAUCCAGUACCGAAUUCAAAAAAAGUAAUAUAAACUUUAACAAAGAAGCAGUUAGAUAGUAGCGAUUUGAAAUAAAAAAAAACGAGAAAACACACUGGUUAAGACAAGAACGGUUAAGAAGCGUGCAAGAUGUGGUGCGCGUUCGUAACAGCAAAGGCAAAAGUAAAUCAACAUUCAACAGUGCAGAGAGGGCGGAAUGUAGUAACUAUCUUGAUACCAAUAAUAACAACCAAUAGAAGUUGAAGUGUAUAUAUUGACAAGCAUAAAAUUAUAACGCAAAAACAUAUAUUAAAAAAAUAAAUCAAACAAAGAGGAAAAUUA
Molecule: messenger RNA, 3023 nt
Organism: Anopheles funestus (African malaria mosquito)
Lineage: Eukaryota; Metazoa; Arthropoda; Insecta; Diptera; Culicidae
Gene: Arl8
Product: ADP-ribosylation factor-like protein 8
Exons: 4
Coding region: 440-1000 (186 amino acids)
Biological process (GO): anterograde axonal transport; protein transport
Cellular component (GO): lysosomal membrane
Molecular function (GO): GTPase activity; GTP binding
Source: RefSeq, a predicted model, not a curated record